AUGGAUUUUGAAGAAGAUAUUGAUGAGGAUUUUCUUAAAGGAUUGGAAGAUAUCGACUGGGACAAGGAUUGGGACGACGUGGAACAGCUGUGUGGUGGUAGUGACAUUACAUGUUGCGUUGCGGACAAGGUAGAGAGCAAGGAGCAAUGCUCGGGCAUAGAUGAUACAGCAGGUGACGUUGUGUUGCUCCAAGAGCUGCCAGAGUCUGAGAAAGGAUCAAAAAGUGCCGAUGCAGAAGAUAAGCUGUCGGAAGUGAAGGUGACUCAUACUAGGAAAUCUGCAGAAUUUGAAAGACGUAUUGAGAUGGAGAAAGUUGAGAAGUCAAUAGUAGAAAGAGUCCCUAAGAACACAGUCAAGAGUACUAACUGGGGUAACAGCGUCUUUGAAUCAUGGUGUGUCGAGAGGCAAUUGGAAUGCACAAGUAGUAUUGAUAUGACGGAGACGGAACUGAAUAACAACGUAUCAUUAUUCGUUCAUGAGGCAGUUAAGCAGGAUGGCUGUACACCAUACCCACCCAAUUCACUAUAUCAAAUAGUAGUCAGUAUUCAACGCUAUCUUCGAGAACAUAGACGACCAGAUGUAAGCUUCUUCAAUGAAAGUAACAGCCAAUACGACAGAUUACAUAAAUCUUUGGAUGCCCGAAUGAAGGAGCUGGCUACGGAAGUGAAAGAAAGUCCUUUUUAUCGCAGACCGUCCACUAAUAAGCAGCAGCCUACUUUCACAAAACAGAUUGUUGGCAAAAAUACGCUAUCCAUGCUCAUUAAGAAGUUUUGUUCAGAGGCUGGAUUAGAGGGGAAUUUCUCACGUCAUAGUGGUAAGUAUAAAAGGCCUGGAGAUGAGCACUUCAAGAAAGUAUCAAAUAUACUUCAACCACCACCACCAUCAAAAAGAGUAGCUGUGGAUGAAAUUACUAGUCCUGUACCACUUCCUAAUAAAGCUGUUUUUGUUGCUAGUUGCUCUAUGUAA
This is a messenger RNA of Amphimedon queenslandica, 966 nucleotides long. RefSeq lists its product as uncharacterized. The transcript is spliced from 4 exons. NCBI's taxonomy places the organism in Eukaryota, Metazoa, Porifera, Demospongiae, Haplosclerida, Niphatidae. The record is from RefSeq and is a predicted model, not a curated record. The coding region runs from base 1 to 966 and encodes 321 amino acids.